AGUUUAUAAAUUGGAGAAAUUAUGUUAAAAAUUACUUUCAAAGAUAUAAAAUAUGAUGAUUUUUUAUCUCAUUCCUCAGGAAUACCAUAAACUUUUGGGAAUAUAAUAAACAUUGCACGUGCAUAAUGCAACAUAAAAACAGCAUGGAGGAAGUGGACGAAGAAAGGUCGUUGACAAUGGAUCUCAGUGUACCGUUCAGCAGUAUAAGAGAGGCAGAGAUAGCAUACAGGACUCUGAGUGUAGACAAGGAACCCAAGAGGGGUGGAGUGAAGAAAACUUUCACUCUUAAUGAAAAAGUUUUGCAGAUACACUUUCAAGCCAAGGAAGCAAGAACAUUACGUGUUAGUGUUAAUUCAUUCUUGGAUCAUUUGACAUUAGUGACACAGACUAUAGAACAAUUUGGACCCCCUGUGGACACAUGACAAGCACUGUAGAUGUCACUGCAGUACAAGAAAAACUCUUCAACAUUCUGUGAUGGCUGUAGCACUGGUCUCUACUAGGAGCUGAAUGGAACAAAAGAUCAAUGCAGUGUUCAGCGGUGGGGAGUUGUUGGUGUAACAGUAAUGCUUGGAAGAAAUCUUAAUGAACAGGACUUUAGUGUGAUAGAUGGUGUCAGAGAAAUAAGAUUGGGUGAUUGAGGUUGAGCGACUGUUACAGACGUGAAGAAAAAUUAGUUACCCUCCUACCUCACAAUUAAUGAAUGGCAUUUUGAAUCUGAAGUUAUUCCAUAUUUUGCAAUCCAAACCCAUGACUUCACUAGAAAUGCUUCAGCCUAUCUCAAAAUGUUUUUAGAUACCCUACUUUCCUGUACUGUUUAAAGAUUAAGUUGUAAAUAUUACCAAUAUAACCUUCAGCUGACAUGACACUCAGAGUAUUCAGGUUUUUCCUCAAAGCACUCACUGGGCCUCACAUGGCAUGGCAGUGAGUAUAAACUGAUAUGUACAGUAGGGAGCGUAUAGUAAUUGUAAUCUUACAUGUACUAGUAGCUGCCUGGAACAUUGAAAUUUUUCACUUUUUUUUCACUUAACAGAUCAUGAAGAUCAGUGAUUCAAACCUCAGGAGUCAUGUAUGUGAAGCUUGAAAUGAAAGAAUAAACUUAUCAUGGCUAAUGAAAGAUCAUGCUAAAUAUGUGUUUUAUGAGUGAUGUUCAGUCGAAAAUGUGGCAAAUGCAUGGUUUUUAUAGUCUUUCCAUAUUGUUUAAGGUUUUUCUAUAUGGUCACACAUAGUAUUUUCUGUAGAAAUGAAGAUGAAAUGAUGGUAUAAAGUAAUUUUUGUUUAUUAUGAUUGUAAGUUGGUAAUUGAUUGAUACUUGUAGGUAUUGUGCAAAGUUGAAGAAAAAACUUUAAUCCCUAAACAUAAAAGAUAUAUUAUCAACAAUCCUUUAUCGACAUCAACUAAUUUCAGAAUGUUUUGCAGUUUUAUAUAGAUAAAAACAAACAUUGCCUCUUACCUUCCAAAGAGGGGGACAUGAGGAGAGGGGGGAUGGCGUUUAUUUUUUUUAAAUUGGUUUGCACACUGUG
This is a messenger RNA of Lingula anatina, 1520 nucleotides long. RefSeq names its product EKC/KEOPS complex subunit LAGE3. The record is from RefSeq and is a predicted model, not a curated record. Lineage: Eukaryota; Metazoa; Brachiopoda; Lingulata; Lingulida; Lingulidae. Gene Ontology annotation, cellular component: EKC/KEOPS complex.